This is a messenger RNA of Candidula unifasciata, 1365 nucleotides long. The record is from the annotation of a GenBank genome assembly. NCBI's taxonomy places the organism in Eukaryota, Metazoa, Mollusca, Gastropoda, Stylommatophora, Geomitridae.
AUGAUUCUCUCAUCUCUGGUGUUGCUUGCUUUAGUGGCAUACGCAAGUGGAUAUCGUAGCGUUUGCUACUACACGAACUGGGCUCAGUAUAGACAUGGCAAAGGAACCUUUGUCCCAGAAAAUGUCAACCCUUCACUGUGUACUCACCUGAUUUACGCUUUCGCUAAGCCUCAAGGUCUUGAUAUUGUACCGUAUGAAUGGAACGACGAGUCCACAGAGUGGAGCGUGGGAAUGUAUGACCGAACUUUGAAACUGAAAGAAAAAAAUCCCAGUCUAAAAAUACUUCUGGCUGUCGGCGGAUACAACAUGGGCUCCCUACCUUUCAUUCCGCUAGUAGAGACUGCUGCAUCUAGGUCAACGUUUGCCCAGAACGCCAUCAAUUUCCUGAGAGCCAAGGGAUUUGAUGGUCUAGACAUGGACUGGGAAUACCCGGCUACUGGAGGCAGCCCUCCCACUGACAAACAGAAGCUGGUUCUUCUAAUGCAGGAAAUAAUGAGAGCGUUUGAAGCCGAAGGUCAGAGUACUGGAAAACCUCGAUUGUUGUUAACUGGAGCUCUUCCUGCUGGCAAAAAGAACAUUGAUGCUGGUUUUGAUAUGGCUCCUCUAUUAAGGUACAUGGACUUUAUCUCCAUAAUGACAUAUGACCUACACGGCAGCUGGGAGCCCCACACGGGCAUUAACUCUCCUCUGUACGCUCACACAAAGGAUGUCGGCGAAGACGCCUACCUAAAUCUGCACUGGGUUGCUGAGUACUACGUGUCUCUGGGAGCUCCUAAAGAAAAAAUUAAUAUAGGCAUUGCUCUCUACGGACGCACGUUCACUCUCGACAGCCCAGGCCAUCAUGACAUAGGCUCCCCAGCCAGCCAACCAGGCGACGCUGGCCUGUUUACUGGAGAAAAGGGGUUCAUCUCCUAUUAUGAGAUAUGCGACCUGAUCAACUCCGGAGCUCAAGUGAUAGAUGUGCCCUCUCAACGUAACAGGUACUUGUACAAGGCUCGACAGUGGGUCGGAUAUGAUGAUCUGCAAAGUGUCACUGAAAAGGCGUGUUACACCAAAGAGCACGGGUAUGGAGGAGUCAUGUUCUGGGCACUCGACCUGGAUGAUUUCUUAGGUCAAACAUGCAAACAAGGGACCUAUCCGCUCAUAACAGCUGCCAUCAACGAGAUGGAGAAUCCAUCCCUGGAGAACUGUCCCCCGCCACCAAGUACUGGGGAAGGCAAUGUCACUGAAGCACCGCCAACAAGCUCGCCAUCCCCAGCAACUCCGGCCAUUGUGGAGUCCAACACUUUCGACUGCAGUAAUCAAACUGACGAUUUCUAUCCCGACCCAGAAUCCUGCGACAAUUUUUACAUCUGUGUAAACGAG